GGUUUGGGUUGAGCAAAGCUCAGCGCUGAGGCAACAGGAAAUAAAAACAGGGAAGCUACUCCAACAUUUCAGAAAUCCGAUCUGAGAAACAGAAUACAUAACUCAGGAGCAUGAGUUGAUGUAUUAAAGUUGUCCUCCAUGUAUUCCUGGAAAACCUGGAAAAAAUGUUUUCCUUCAUUACUUCAUUUUUGCCAACUUCCUACCUCCUACCAGGUUGGCUGAUUCUGGACACAAACCCUCUGGUUGGUUUACUUCAAGGGCUGGUGGGGGCAUCUGGGAUCUCUGUGCUGUGCUCCCUGUUGAGAGUGCAUCUAUUGUUAGAGGACAGCUGGCAUGACAAAAAUAAUGACGGCACAUCAAGCGUGAGGUCAAGCAGCAACCCAAUAAGGGCUAAACAUGGACUUUUAGGAAUGCUUCAAUUUUUCCUUGUGACUGGGAUACUGGCCAUAGUGGGGUCCCGUGUGGCGUCACUGGUGGUACUGGAAUUUUGCCUGCGAGCCGUCUCUGGACUGCUUACAGCUGGACCGGAAACCAGAAGGUUUCUGCUGCAGCUGUUAGUGCAAAGCCAGCUCUCCCUGGGCUGUGCCAUCAGCUGUAGUUUGCACUUUCUCCACGAGGGGGCAUCCCAGCGCUGGCUAAGCCUUCUCUUGGCAGCAGCUCUCAGCUGGUAUCUGGCAAAGAAGGCAGCAGCCCUUCUGCAUCAUGUCAUUGCUCUGUAUAAGCUCCACAGCUCCCAGCGCUACUGCGGGAUUUGCAUCAGCCUGCUCACAUCAGGCUGCUAUCUGCUUCCCAUGCUUUGCAGGACUAUGGUCAUUGCCUUCUUUGUGGCCGUGCUGGCAUCUGUAUCGAUCAUCAACCAGCAGUUUCUCUCUGCAACCGAGGCCUUGAGGUUCUGGACACCACUGACUAUCUGCUACACAUUGUUGGUGGUGUACAUGCAGGAAGAGCAGCAUCGUCUGCCGAGCAGCCAGGCUGUUCUCAAUGCCGUUGUCGUGCGUCUCGGAGGUUUGAUGGUCUUGAUGCUGACCGUGGGACGCUGGGCUGACGUGUUCCAUAUUCUAAUAUGUUUCCUCGGUGAGGCCAGCUGUCUCAUCCCAAACAUGGAUCUGCUGGAUGCAGCAUCCUCACAGGAUGAAGAAGAUUUUACUAUGUAUGCAAGGAGAGAUCGUCGACAAACACGACAAACACAGGAGAAGCAGCAUCAAAGAUAGCAUGAACUAUUAUAUGAAAGACAGUUUAAGUAAACAUCAGAUUAUUGGCCUGCUUUUUUAGACCUGUACUGAUGGAUAUUUUCAUAAAACAGUUCUCAUGUUAUUUGAUACAGUUUCUCUAUAACACUAGAUUACUGCACAAAACCUACUUUGCUUUAGUUUUUAUUAGUUGAACAUAGGAAUUCGAAACAGGAAUUUACUUGUGAGUAUAACUGUGUGCUUAAAUUUUUGGUUACUAACAACAAACCUCAGCUCUGGGAAUAUGGCUGAACUUGUAACUGAAAAGCCUUGCUUUGUCCCAUGUAGCAUAACUGAUGUUUUUCCGUUUCGUUUUUUGCUUCACAAUUAUUCUGAGUGGUAUUUUGGCUGAUGUAAAAAUAUAAAGCAGAUAUUUAUAUACA
Molecule: messenger RNA, 1612 nt
Organism: Girardinichthys multiradiatus
Lineage: Eukaryota; Metazoa; Chordata; Actinopteri; Cyprinodontiformes; Goodeidae
Gene: tmem82
Product: transmembrane protein 82
Exons: 6
Coding region: 165-1211 (348 amino acids)
Source: RefSeq, a predicted model, not a curated record